Haemorhous mexicanus (house finch) is the source of this 630-nucleotide messenger RNA. Its product is annotated as gamma-aminobutyric acid type B receptor subunit 2-like. NCBI's taxonomy places the organism in Eukaryota, Metazoa, Chordata, Aves, Passeriformes, Fringillidae. The record is from RefSeq and is a predicted model, not a curated record. Gene Ontology annotation, cellular component: membrane; G protein-coupled receptor heterodimeric complex. Gene Ontology annotation, biological process: G protein-coupled receptor signaling pathway; gamma-aminobutyric acid signaling pathway. Bases 1 to 630 code for a protein of 209 amino acids. Gene Ontology annotation, molecular function: G protein-coupled GABA receptor activity. The transcript is spliced from 7 exons.
AUGCAUGUCGGAGAUCCAGAACAAAAAGAAGUAAAGGUGGGAGAAUACAAUGCUGUGGAUGACACAUUGGUAAUAAUCAACAACAGCAUCAGGUUCCAAGGAGUCGAGCCUCCGAAGGACAAAACAAUUAUACAAGAGGAGCUGCGCAAAAUCUCCCUGCCUCUCUACAGCAUCCUCUCUGCCCUCACAAUCCUAGGAAUGAUCAUGGCCAGUGCUUUCUUGUUCUUUAACAUCAAAAACAGGAAUCAGAAACUAAUAAAGAUGUCCAGUCCCUACAUGAACAACCUUAUUAUCCUUGGAGGGAUGCUUUCUUAUGCAUCUAUUUUUCUUUUUGGUCUUGAUGGAUCCUUCGUCUCCGAAAAGACAUUUGAGACACUUUGCACAGUCCGAACAUGGAUUCUUACAGUGGGAUACACAACUGCAUUUGGAGCAAUGUUUGCAAAAACGUGGAGAGUCCAUGCAAUUUUCAAAAACGUAAAAAUGAAGAAAAAGAUCAUUAAAGACCAGAAGCUACUGGGGAUAGUUGGAGGGAUGCUACUGAUUGAUCUUUGCAUCCUGAUUUGCUGGCAGGUUGUGGAUCCUUUGAGGAGGACAGUGGAAAAGUAUAACAUGGAGGUUGCUAAAGUGUAA